AUGCGUUUCUUUUUGGCGGCCAUUGGCCGGGGUUUAUGCAUAGAACUCGCAGGAUUCCCAGUCGGCAGCCUGUACCCGUUCAUUCUUCUAGUCAUCUUGGUUGUCUUGGUCGUUAUGAGAUCCCAACACCACUCGGCUCAACAGGUCCAACCAGUGGUGGAAAUUAUCAGGACUCACGAGGUUGCGCACAACGGAGACGCCGGAGACGGCGUGGAUGGUGGUAGCUUGCUUGUGAGCAAUCAAGCUGACGCCAUUGUUCUUGCAAAGGGCGACCUCCCGAGUCGUCUGUAUUCAGUGUGCGCGGCUUACGCCUUCGCCUCGCUCACGCAUACACCGACCGUUGCGCUGUGGCCCUCGGACGCACACAUGCCGCAUGUGCGCUUCCACCAUCUCUUCUCGACUCGUCAUAGCGAAGAGUACAGUACCGCGGACAGCGCAGACGGCGCGAAAAGUACGGAGGAGUUGAGCAGGAACGGGUGGCGGUACCUGCGCGUGAAGGAUUCGGCCAUCGCGAGCGAUGAUUUGAAAAAAGGGCUCAAUUCCAACCGUCGCACGGUGUUCCUUUCUCCAUGCGAGUCCGCAGAACAGCGGCAGCAGCAGCAGCCACAGGGCAACGAGGAGACAGCAACCGGCGGAGAGGAGGGGAAGGGAGCGCAGGGCGGAAGCGAGCUCGCGAAAGCGGCUCCGUUUGCGCUCUACAUGCCACCAGAGGGCGCUGGGCCAAAGGUAACAGACGAGGGACGGUCAGAAGCAGCAGCAGCGGGAGAAACGGCAGUGGAUGCGACAGCGGCAGGGGAGGAGAUUUCAGUGGCGCGGUGCGAGUACGAGCGCGAGGUGGAUCGGUGCUUGGCGUCGCUACAGCCGUCCGUUGACGUGGCGAGACUGGUGGCGAAGGAGGAGUUGGAGGCCGUAGAAGCAACCGUAGCAGUUCACCUGGACGACCUUGCUCCCCGCGGCUGUUCCGGCUGCCGCGCCGCUACCACAUCAGGCGCCUCCGCCGCGCUGUGCGCCAUGCGCCGCAUCGCCAUGGAGUCUCUUAAAGACCCCUCGCUGCGCUUCACCCUCGGCUCCCCUUCCCCCGCGCACGCCGCCACUGUGACUACGUACUUCGACCCCCUGCGCGCGCCCCUGCUGCUCCGCGCGGGAAAGGAGCGGCGGAAAAAAGCGGGGCGGGAUCCGAUUCUGCUGUGCCAUCAGCUACGGGUGUCGGAGCUCUUCACUCUCAGCCGCGCCCAGGGCUUCCUCCCCAUCAACUCGUCCUCGAUAGAAGCGCGUUUCGUUAUAGCGCAGGGGAGGGCUCGGUCGGCAGAGUUUGAGGUGGCGGCGUCGGUGUGCGGGUCGGAGGAGGUGCUCCCCAUCCCGCAGCAGAAGUGGGCCAAGUUCACCUUCGUCGAAGAGCGACUGGGAAUGGCCUACUGCGGUAUUCCCGAGGUGGCCUCCACCACGUGGCUGCAGUGGAUUCGCGCCCAGAGCGGCCUGCCUUUCACGGACAGGGAGCCGCUUAUAAGGGAGACGGGGCUGCACCGCCUCUCAGCCAACUUCACAGAGAAAGAGGCGGUGCGGCUGCUGUUGCGGCCGGGCAUGUUCCGCUUCACGUUUGUGCGCAACCCCUUCACGCGUGCCCUCUCUGCCUACCUCUCCAAGCUCGCCUACACCUCCUCCAUCACCGCCUCGCACCGCGGCUACAGGCAGUCGCCCAGGCAGCUCUGGGCAAAGGCGUUUUUCCGCCACGUGUGGCAGCAGUACGAGGAGGUGAGGGCACCGGAGGGUCUGGUGACGUUCCGAGCGUUCCUGAGGCUCGUGGACGCACUCAUGCAGGGCCACAGGGCCACCAUGAACCGCCACCUCUCGCCCCAGGUGGACAUCUGCAAUCUGAACGGCAUCAAGUACGACUAUGUGGGACGCUUUGAGCACUUCAAGCGGGAUGCGGAGAGAAUGGCGUCUGAGUAUGGGGGGAAGCACCUGGACGUGUUUGAAAUCGACCCCAGCGCGCACGUUGUCACCAACAGGAGUGUCAUCAAAUACUAUAAUGAGGAGGCUACUAAGCUGCUUAUGCAGGUCUACAAGAUGGACUUCCGUACCGCCAAGGAUGAAGCGUUGCCGUGUGGUCACUAUCUCUGUCUCGCCUGCGGUGCGGACCUCGGCCUAUCAUCGUCCGCCAUCUUUCCGCGCGCUGUUCGCUUCGACGCCGGGAAUCGCGGCUCCAUCUCCUUCGAGCGAAGCAGCGUCGAUGCGAAGCAGCUCGCUAUAGUCACAACCACGGAGAGUCGCUGGGGGCCUUUCUUUGAGAGCACCAACUCGUUCGGGAUUCAUCGCGAACGCACCAUCAUGCGCUGCCGAGCCUGCCAUGCCAGGCUCGGCACGGUCAUGGACGAUGGUCCGUGCGUGGGUAGGAUGCACUCUGGGUUGGGCCCGAGCCAGUUUUCAGAACGAGUGGGACGGUAUAGGGUUUGGCGCAAGGCAGUUAUGUUUCAGGAAGGGCCGUGCGGGGAGGAAGGUGGGGUGGUGGAUGGAAAGGGUGCAGUGAAGGGUUGA
Messenger RNA from Closterium sp. Yama58-4, 2535 nucleotides. Lineage: Eukaryota; Viridiplantae; Streptophyta; Zygnematophyceae; Desmidiales; Closteriaceae. The record is from the annotation of a GenBank genome assembly.